CUACCUAGAACCUCCACCCUCUGACACCAUGGUUAACUCUUGUUGUGGCUCUGUCUGCUCUGACCAGGGCUGUGAUCAAGGCCUCUGCCAAGAGACCUGCUGUUGCCCCAGCUGCUGCCAGACCACCUGCUGCCGCCCCAGCUGUGUUGUAUCCAGCUGCUGCCGCCCAUCCUGCUCUCAGACUACCUGCUGCCAGACCACUUGCUGUCGCCCCAGCUGCUGCCGCCCAGUCUGUUGUCAGACCACCUGCCGCCCCAGCUGUGGUGUGUCCAGCUGCUGCCGCCCACUCUGCUGUCAGACCACCUGCCGCCCCAGCUGUGAUGUGUCCGGCUGCUGCCGCCCACUCUGCUGUCAGACCACCUGCCGCCCCAGCUGUGGUGUGUCCAGCUGCUGCCGUCCACUCUGCUGUCAGACCACCUGCCGCCCCAGCUGUGGUGUGUCCAGCUGCUGCCGUCCACUCUGCUGUCAGACCACCUGCCGCCCCAGCUGUGGUGUGUCCAGCUGCUGCCGUCCACUCUGCUGUCAGACCACCUGCCGCCCCAGCUGUGGUGUGUCCAGCUGCUGCCGUCCACUCUGCUGUCAGACCACCUGCUGCCGUACAACUUGCUGCCGCCCCAGCUGCCGUGGAUCCUCUUGUUGAACCUCAUAUUGGACUAUCAACCAUGAGCCAGUCACCAUCACAUGAUAUGAAAGUGUCAUUUAUAUCAACUUGUCCAUGUGUUAAAUGGCCAUCAGCUUUAUUAUCCUGUUAUUCCACUAAGUAACUGGUGAAAGGGCAUCCAUCUACAUUUAAUACCACUCAUUUUUCCUGUGGAUCUCUUCCCAGCAUUCAGACCUCAGAUGCAUGAUGCAGUGAAACUAAGCCUCUAAGUCUCUGACUGUUAUGCUUGAUUUGACCUUCAAAAUUACAUAUUAA
Pongo pygmaeus (Bornean orangutan) is the source of this 916-nucleotide messenger RNA. It is a transcript of the gene KRTAP4-1, whose product is annotated as keratin associated protein 4-1. The record is from RefSeq and is a predicted model, not a curated record. NCBI's taxonomy places the organism in Eukaryota, Metazoa, Chordata, Mammalia, Primates, Hominidae. Gene Ontology annotation, cellular component: keratin filament. Bases 29 to 640 code for a protein of 203 amino acids. The transcript has a single exon.